Molecule: messenger RNA, 2816 nt
Organism: Phyllopteryx taeniolatus (common seadragon)
Lineage: Eukaryota; Metazoa; Chordata; Actinopteri; Syngnathiformes; Syngnathidae
Gene: prkcq
Product: protein kinase C, theta
Exons: 20
Coding region: 8-2467 (819 amino acids)
Biological process (GO): peptidyl-serine phosphorylation; intracellular signal transduction
Molecular function (GO): diacylglycerol-dependent serine/threonine kinase activity; ATP binding
Source: RefSeq, a predicted model, not a curated record
AAUAUUCAUGUCUUCCAGUGGGAAUCAUCAUCUUUAUCAUCAUCAUCAUCAUGUGUGUGAGCAUGACAGGAGGAAGGUGGAAUUGCCAGCGCCUGCUGAGGGAGAGAAGACUGCCUGUGUGCAACUUUUUCCACCCACAAUAUUAGUCAUGUGGACGGCCCGUGGGAGUCGCUUCCGUCUGCUGCCGCGACUCCGUUUCCAUACAAGCAAGCAGAGAGGAGCAAAGCCUGAAAUUUGUGCCUUCAUCUCUCUUUCAAAAGCCCGUCUCCCUCGCAGGAACGAGGACAGCUCGCCGUCCGUCGAGGAAAGCCGACGCCUCUCCCGGAGAUCGGGCCGCGGGCUUGCCGCCAUGUCGCCCUUCCUGCGCAUCGGCUUCUCCAGCUUUGAGAUGGAGCCGGGCCUGGAGUACCACGAGGAGGUGCUCAACCCUUACUGCGCCGUCUACAUGAAGGAAGCCGUCGACACAGAAAAGGGGCAGGUGUACAAGCAGAAGAAGCCCACCAUGUACCCCCCCUGGAGCACCACCUUCGACGCGCACGUGCACCACAGGCGCGUCAUGCACGUGAUGGUGAAGGACCGCACGGCCGAGCUCAAGUCGGAGGCCACCGUGGAGCUGGACUCGCUGGCCACGCGCUGCAGGAAGGAGAACGGCAAGCUGGAGAUGUGGUUGGACUUGAAGCCGCAGGGCCGCCUGCGCAUGGAGGCCAAAUAUUACUUGGAGAUGAGCGACGCGACGGGGCAGGCUGACGGCGAUUCCGAGCGCGAGGGUCUGUUUGCGCUCCAUCAUCGGCGCGGCGCCAUCAAACAGGCCAAAAUUCACCUGGUCAAGUGUCACGAGUUCAGCGCCACCUUCUUCCCGCAGCCGACGUUCUGCUCCGUCUGCAGAGAGUUUGUCUGGGGUCUUAACAAGCAAGGUUACCAGUGCAGACAAUGCAACGCGGCCAUACACAAGAAAUGCGUCGACAAGGUCAUCGCCAAAUGCACGGGCUCGGCCAUCAACAGCAAGGAAACCAUGAUCCACAAGGAGCGCUUCAAGAUCGACAUGCCGCACAGGUUCAAAGUGCACAACUACAAGAGCCCCACCUUCUGCGAACACUGCGGGACACUCCUGUGGGGGCUGGCCAAGCAGGGGCUCAAAUGUGAGGAAUGUGGCAUGAACGUCCACCACAAGUGUCAGAAGAAAGUGGCCAACCUGUGCGGAGUCAACCAGAAGCUGAUGGCCGAAGCGCUGGCCAUCAUCGAGCGCAAACAGCAGGCCAGGAGCACCAGAGAAAGUGACAUUGUCGGUCGGGAAGGUCCCGUAGGCGUCGACCAGCCGGGACUGAUCUGGGCGAGCGCGCCGGAAACUAGUUCGCCAGCUUCCGCGACUCCUGCAAAGGUGCAGGGCGUGCCCUGGGAGGGACCGGCAGUGGCCGACAAGCCACCGCUCAAGGAGGAGGAACAUCUUUACGAUUUUCCUGCGCAGGAUCAGCCCAAGUUUUCCAUCGACGACUUCGUCCUACACAAGCUGCUGGGGAAGGGGAGCUUUGGCAAGGUGUUUUUAGCCGAGCUGAAAAAGAGCGCUCGGUUUUUUGCCAUCAAGGCUCUGAAGAAGGACGUGGUUCUGAUGGACGAUGACUUGGAGUCCACCAUGGUGGAGAGGAGGGUCCUCUCUUUAGCCUGGGAAAACCCCUUCCUCACGCACCUGCACUGCACCUUCCAGACCAAGGAGAACCUGUUCUUUGUGAUGGAGUACCUGAACGGAGGCGACCUCAUGUUCCACAUCCAGAACUGCCACAAGUUCGACCUGCACAGAUCCACCUUCUACGCGGCCGAGAUCGUCUGCGGCCUUCAGUUCCUGCACUCCAGAGGAAUCAUCUACAGGGAUCUGAAGCUGGACAACGUGCUGCUGGACUCUGAGGGCCACAUCAAGAUCGCAGACUUCGGCAUGUGCAAGGAGAAGAUGUCGGAGGCCAGGACGUCCACUUUCUGCGGGACGCCGGACUACAUCGCUCCCGAGAUCCUGCUGGGCCAGAAGUACAACAGCUCGGUGGACUGGUGGUCGUUCGGCGUCCUGCUGUACGAGAUGCUCAUCGGUCAGUCUCCCUUCCACGGCCGAGAUGAGGAGGAGCUUUUUCAGUCCAUACGCACCGACGACCCCGCGUACCCCCGCUGGCUGACCCGAGACACCAAGGACAUCCUGAUCAAGCUGUUUGUCCGAGAGCCCGAGGAGCGGCUGGGAGCGAAGGGAAACAUCAGGCUCCACGGCUUCUUCGCCGCCACCGACUGGAAGGCCCUGGAAGAGCGGAAGGUGGUGCCUCCCUUCAAGCCGACCUUGACGUCCCCCAGCGACUGCGGCAACUUCGACAAAGAGUUCAUCAACGAGAAGCCGCGCCUGUCGUGCGCCGACCGCGUGCUCAUGAACAGCGUCGACCAGACUGCGUUCCGGAACUUCUCCUUGGUCAAUCCCCACGUGGCGGCUCGCUGAGCUUCGCCGGCGACCGGUCCGACUUUAAAGCAAAAAAAAAAAAAAACAGCAGCCUUGUCUCUGCGGCCACGCAAGACAAAAACUGACAGGUUUUCAUUCUAGUUAAAUGUCACUUAAAUAAUAAUCAUAAUAAAAGCAUCUUCUAAUGAAUGUAAUUAAGUGUAGCAACUAUUCAGACCUCUUGUAUAAUGUUUGUUUUUAUCAGGGUGCUUGUUGUGGAACAUGUUGGACUAUCAAUAAUCAAUCCUCUUGUUGUAAUGUAACGUCAGUUUUGAUUUCUUAGCGUACCUCAGAAGUGCCGAUGGCACUCAUCGUUUUGACUUGCGGGUAAUAAAACACAUGAUGUCGA